Gaeumannomyces tritici R3-111a-1 is the source of this 2712-nucleotide messenger RNA. RefSeq lists its product as hypothetical. Bases 655 to 2550 code for a protein of 631 amino acids. The transcript has a single exon. NCBI's taxonomy places the organism in Eukaryota, Fungi, Ascomycota, Sordariomycetes, Magnaporthales, Magnaporthaceae. The record is from RefSeq and is a predicted model, not a curated record.
GUGGAACCCUAAAUGGCGGAAACGCAGAAGUUGCGCGGCUUUUGGCUCGUGUGGGUCGAUUGAUUUCCAACUCGAGCUAUGUUGUUGCUGCGGUUAUUGCGCCAAUACCAACAUCACACUCCAUCCUACGACCGGUGUUUCUGUUUCGCAAUUGCACAGAAUUCCCGCCACCAGAUUCUACCGCGCCACCCGCGUAUUCGACAGCGCCGUUCGUUAGGCGGCCACGUAGUCCGCCUCCUCUGUACAUUAUUUUUGCGCUCUCAUUUCCGUUCAUCCUUUUUAGAAGUGCGCUUGUGCAACCGUACCAAAGUGUGCUAGGGUUCUUUUUCCGGAGCACCUGCCUCUUUCACUUGCUCAAGGAUUGCUUCCCUGUGGCAGGUCUAUUGGCUGCGGGGUAUCCUACAACCCUGCAAAUCGCACGCGGGGAAGUUCUCCUCCGAGCUGACCACCACCCCAGUUCUUCUUUGACAUUGGCGGCUAAAGGUUGGCCGACACCACCCCGGAUCAAACGCGCGCCCAUGCCGCGCUCCUACACAAUCGCUCCUACCCAAUCGUUCCUACGCAGUCAGGCUGUUCUCGAAGGCCUUCCCAGACCUAAAUACCCCCCUCAAAUGUCCCUUUCUCUUAAUCCUCAGUCUGCGCUGAUGGCCAGUCAUGGCGACACCGCAGAACGGAAAAAGACGACGCGCCGACGAGCCCUCACGAGACCCGCCACCGAAGAAAAGACGACAGGACGACAGAGAUCCCGACAAUUAUCUUGUCACUUGGCGACAUCCGCCCGAAUUCUGGGACCGACUCUCCAAGAUUCCACUGAUCGUCGACGCUUUAGACGAGCUCGAAAGGCGGAACACGCGACUCUCCUUUCCACCUCCAACGUACCGUGUGCUGCGGCGCUUCGGAGCGCCAGACCUCGUGCCAAUCACACGAGCGCUUGCUCGAUUUGCAAGUAACGGCGGCCCAGAUUUGUGCGACCUUCGAGGGUACCCCGAACCGAUCGGCCACCGACCAGCCUGCGACAUGAGCUCCCCACGAGGAAGGGCGACUGCGUCCACCAAUCCAACAACUUUUACGUCGGCAUCGGGAACGAACAAAUCCAAAAAAUCCAUCACAGUCUAUCACCCUGCGUUCGACCAGCAUUUGACCGACCAUUCCAUUCACCCACUGCGCAAAUCGCGAAAGCCAAGGGAGGACGACCGAAGGGAUAUAACGGAGGCACUGACAGUCCCAAGGCCCUCGCUAUCGCCGUCAAAAUUCUCUGAUAGCGCAUUUGAGGAAUUCGAAAACGCUACCCUCGAAGCCAAGGACGAGGAGGCUGUCAAAGCUAAUGUGAUCCCCACCAUCGCCGGCGUUCGGCGCGCCGACCACCCAUGCGCCAGAGAUACGGUGUUUGGAAAUCUCGACCCACUUACGGACGGCUGUAUAGCGCGGGCCAAGCCAGACCUCUACUACGGCGCACAUCCCGAAGACCUCAAUCCAUGCAUCCGCGGCGAGCUCAGCCACCACAUCGUCCCGUCGACCACGGAGGACAAGCCCCUUGUUCCGAACUUCUUCACAGAAAUCAAGGGACCGGAUGGGUCUGCAGCCGUGAUGCAGAGACAAGCACGCUACGACGGGGCGAUUGGAGCACGCGGCAUACACAGCCUGCAGAACUACGGCAAUGACGAGCCUGUCUACGAUGGGAGACCCUACACAUUCAGCUCGACCUACCACGGCGGGACCGGGACUCUUCAGCUAUACACGCACCACAUGACCGAGCCGACCACUCCCGGAGGACGCCCGGAGUACCACAUGGCUCAAGCAGGGUCUUAUGCGAUAACGCACAGUCGUGAGACCUUCGUCCAAGGCGCCACCGCGUUCAGGAACGCCCGCGACGUGGCGAAGCAGUACCGGGACAGCUUUAUCCGAGCAGCAAACGAAAGAGCACGGCAACCUGGUGAGAGAGACUCAGCAGCAGCAGGCACAACGGUGAUACAGCAGGAUGAAGGCUCGAGUCCUGAUACAUUCGUGGACUGUGACGAGUUCCCUUCAACACUCGACGUCCAUGAGGAAGCGUCUGGUCCGCAUCCGCAACAGAGCUUUGUUGGUGUUGACGACCACACUCCGCGCCAAGCCAUUCACAAAGAACCGCGUUUUCCCCAAUAUCUUGUCGAUGAUGACGGCGAUCAGCAAGACGACAGCCAGUCACCCGUGCCGUUUGACACUCUCCAAGACCUGGAGGCAAGCGUCGAGACGAGCUUCACGUCAAGUUUUGCCUCGAGCUUCCCGUCAUCGAGCCACCCCCCCGCCCGUGGUCACGGAUCCCAUUCUAAGCGCCCUAGGAAUUCACGAAGUCCACCAUCAGAACCCCACAUUGCAGAAGAUCACCAUAAGGCUGGACCUGCACGCCCCAGCAAAAAGAAAACCAAAAACAAGGCACCUAGCUCAGGAGGAGCAGAAGGGAACGAUGCUGGUUGUGAAUGGAAUGCGGGCAUGGCGAGGUGGGAGUAUUGGGACGAAACGCAACAAGCCAUGCUGUAUUGGAAUGGCAAGAAAUGGUAUCGGGUUAAUUAGAGGAAAUUUAGCUCGAGAUAUCCUGGUGUUUCUUUUAUUGAUGGCAUGUUUAUAAUAGUUUUCCGAGACGUAUGUAAGUAAAUAGAGCAGAUUGAGAGGCAGAGACUACCGACGAGGUUUGCCGCAAGCUCGACACAUGGCUUCAAGCUUCCAUUCGUGCUG